UGCUGAUGUGGAUCUUCAGCCUAAGCCAGAAUCUGCUGAUACGCUGCCUGUGUCAUUGUUUCACCGUGCCUGCACAGAGCCUCAGUCAGAGCCAGGAACAACACAUGUACCGCCUCUGCCUAUGGUGUCCUCACCUGCAAGCGCUCGUACUGGACCUGUGAAGACUGGUGGAAGGGUGUUUGUGCUAGACCACAAACGGUGGACAACGGCAAUGAACGAGGCAAUUGACAACCUGCUUACUGAACAUCAUGGGAAGAAGGAUAUGCUCAAACUUGUGGAUCAGGAGUAUGCAGCAAUGGUCCAUAACUCCAGUACUGAUCCCAACAGCAUGCUCCAUCCUACUACAAAACUGCACAUAGCUCAGUAUGUCAAGCACUUGGCCAAAUUGCUAAACACCAGUUCUUCGUUAAAUACUUCUCCUGAAAAACUACUUCAGACACAGCGACUGUGGCACUCUCUGACAGAGGGGAGCGAGACUACUAGUGUGCCAGUGGUUAAAAUUAAUCCUGCAGUUGUAAACCCACCAGCACUUGCUCUGACCACACCACUUUCACACGCAACCAUUGAGAGGAUCGUUGAGGGUAUUAUGGAGAAGCAUCAACAGCAACAACAACAACAACAACAACAACCAGAAAAAAAAAAGAAACAGAUGAAGACUUGUGCUGCCUGCAGACAGCCCAAGUCUCGCUAUGAAAGUGAUGGUUCCUCCAUCCAUUUUUUUACCAGCAAGUACCUGUUGGGUACUUCUACUGUUCCACCAAGGUUUUUAAGGCUUAUAGUGAUGAAGGGCUGACAAAUCCCAUAAUGCCUUUUAAAGAUUUUAUGGAAACAGAGUUCUUCCAGAGGGAACUGGAUGACACAAAAAAAAGGGUGGAAGAGAAGGGACAGCAAAAACGAAAAAUUCCUGAAUCUCCGCAUGUAGGUCACCUGUGUCGGUUUUGUAAAAUGGAACUCAAACAAGGUCCAAACAGUCCACACAUACAUACGGGCUUUCCUGGAAUUGCUGGGAAAUAUGUUUAUUGUCCUGCUAAAGUAUAUUCCAUAUACAGAGAGCAGGGUAUGGAGAAAGAGAUGACCUGGAAAGACUUUCAAAAGUCUACUUUUUACAAUAUGGAAAGACAGAGAUGGGUUUCUGGAAAAAAGUAAAUGAGAAUUUUCCACGUGUAAAUAUCUUUUGCUUGUUUGUUUUGCCUUUUAAAAUGUUGAGAAAACAAUAAAAACUAUCUAAAAAAGCACUUAUCUUCUACUCAUUUUUUAUAUUUAUAUACAUACAAAUAAAUGGCAAAUAUUUUCAACUGA
Messenger RNA from Triplophysa dalaica, 1299 nucleotides. RefSeq lists its product as uncharacterized. NCBI's taxonomy places the organism in Eukaryota, Metazoa, Chordata, Actinopteri, Cypriniformes, Nemacheilidae. Bases 122 to 793 code for a protein of 223 amino acids. The transcript has 3 exons. The record is from RefSeq and is a predicted model, not a curated record.